Pneumocystis murina B123 is the source of this 1700-nucleotide messenger RNA. RefSeq lists its product as hypothetical. Gene Ontology annotation, molecular function: ATP-dependent protein folding chaperone; ATP binding. The transcript is spliced from 3 exons. Bases 1 to 1683 code for a protein of 560 amino acids. Lineage: Eukaryota; Fungi; Ascomycota; Pneumocystomycetes; Pneumocystales; Pneumocystaceae. The record is from RefSeq and is a predicted model, not a curated record. Gene Ontology annotation, cellular component: cytosol; nucleus. Gene Ontology annotation, biological process: protein folding.
AUGAAUACUUGUAAUGAAAAAGCUAAACCAGUUAUAAUUUGUAUUCGAAUGGGAAAUGCAAAUAGCUCUAUUUCUUAUACGAAUGAAAAUGGAAAAAUUAUUAUUAUUACUAAUGAAGAGGGAGAACGUCAGAUCCCUACGGCUUUAUCAUAUUUGAGUGGUGAGGAAUAUCAUGGUAUGCAGGCGAAAUUUCAGCUUAUAAGAAAUUCAAAAAAUACAAUAAUUCAUUAUAAAAAAUUUCUUGGGAAAAAAAUUGAUUCUGUAGAUUUAUUUGAAAAUUGUUGUUCAGCUCAACCUAGUAUUUUAAAUAAUCAAUUAGUAUACACAAUCACUAGCGUUUCUGACCAAGGUGAAUUUAAUGAGCAAAUAAUUACCUUAGAUGAAGCAAUAGUUUCUCAUUUAAAAUAUUUGAAAAAAUGUGCAAUGGAAUAUAUUGGAAAACCUAUUAUGGAUGCUGUUUUUACUAUUCCUACUGACUUUUCGUCUACACAAAUAGAAAUUUUGGAAAAAUGCGCAAAAAAGGCAGGCCUUAAUAUUCUACAAUUUAUAAAAGAAUCAAUUGCAGAAGUUCUUGCAUAUUCGGAAGAAGCUGAAUAUUUAGAGCCAAUUGAUAAAAUAGUUGUUGUUGCAGAUUUUGGAGAAAUUAGAAGUGAUGCAACCGUUAUUGCUUUUAGAAAUGGAAUAUAUACAAUUUUAGCAACUCAGAGUAAUGAAAAAUUGGGAGGGUGGUUUUUAGAUAAUUGCCUUGUUGAUUAUUUUAUAAAAGAAUUUCAAAAAAAAUAUAAUUUGGAUCCUAGUGAAGAUGCCAAAGCAAUGGCUAAAUUAAGGGUAGAAUGUGAAGCAACCAAAAAAAGUCUUAGUUCUAAUACUUUUUCGACAAUUAGUAUCGAAUGCAUGUUUAAUGGGUAUGAUUUUUUCUCUAAUAUAAAUAGAAUUCGUUUUGAAAUAUUGGGAAAACAUAUUUUUAAUGAAAUGGUUUUAUUGAUAAAAAAUGUUAUCAAAAAGGCUCAAUUAGAAGAUUUUGAUAUAGAUGAACUUAUUCUUGCUGGAGGAACUUCCCAUAUACCUAAGAUUUCAAAUAUGUUUAGCUCUAUUUUUCCAGAAAAAACUCUAAUUCGUUCACAAUCUUUGCAUACUUCUAAAUUAAAUCCAUCUGACAUUGAAUGUUAUGGUGCUGCAAUACAGGCUUCUUUGAUUUCUUCUUUCACUAAAUCAGAAAUUGAUAACUUAAUGCACCCAGGCAUUACCUCUACACCUCAUCUAUUAAAUCCUAUUGGUGUUGUUAUUAAAUCUGAUGAUGAAAUGAGAUUUAUUCCUAUAAUUCAAUCAUAUACACCUGUUCCUGUUCAAAAAAGUAUUAUUCUUGAUAGACCACCUGAUCUUGAUGAUUUUCAUAUUAUUAUAUGUGAAGGAAUUGGUCAUAUUGAUUUAAAAAACACUAAAAUAUCUCAAACUUCGGCUUCUGAUAGUGAUAACUCUUCUAUACAAGAAACAUUAAGAAUUUUACUUCCAUCACAAAAAAUAGCUGAAUGCAUUCUUCAAAAUAUUACAUCUGAUGCAAAAGUAAAACUAACUAUUCAGGUUGAUUCUAAUUUAAAAACAACCAUUACUGCAAUGCCUCUUCCACCUGCUCGAGGUUCUUUAGUUAAAGGUGAAAUAUUGGCUAAUCAAAAAUAUAUAUAAAAUCUUUCUUUUUUAUA